AUGGGGAUCCCCCUCCCCAUUGCGCGUGAGCUCGCCCUGAUCGCCGAGGAGAUCAAGCUGAGGCUGCUGUGGCGGGGGCGCAGCCUGCACGACGUGCUGCAGGCGUUUGAGGACUUUGACUCGGACCGCGACGGCAGCUGCGCCUGCCCCGAGGCGGUGACGACGGGGAUGGGAAUCAACCUCGAGGGGCGCAAGCUGCGCUCCGUCUGGCGGCAGUUUGAACACGACGAGUCCGACUCGAUCCGAUCUGCGAACGCGCCCAGCACAGCCAGCAUCGUCCUUUCAGAGCCGUCGCGCCGCCGACACGGUCGGCUAAACUUCCAGUGGGUGCUGCGGCUGAAUCAGCGCGCCGUGCCGGCGCUGCGCGUCCUCACAAACUGGAAGGUCGAGACGUACAUUCAGGAGCGGAGAGCGGCCGGGUGCGUCUCGAGCCGCGACCGGCUCUACCGGUUCCUCGCCUCGCCGACGUCGUCCGGCAACGCGCUGAUGUUUGCGCUGCUCAUCCUCGCCUUCUCGUUCGCCUCCAUCAUCACCUUCGGCGUCGAGUCUCACCAGCACUCCAAGCAGGUCUUGUCGGCGCUCGAGCUUUACGGCGAGAAUGCGACCGCCAUCGAGGAGCACCUCGGCAGCCUCACGCCGCC
Emiliania huxleyi CCMP1516 is the source of this 641-nucleotide messenger RNA. RefSeq lists its product as hypothetical. The transcript is spliced from 4 exons. The annotation marks the transcript as partial. The record is from RefSeq and is a predicted model, not a curated record. NCBI's taxonomy places the organism in Eukaryota, Haptophyta, Isochrysidales, Noelaerhabdaceae.